Molecule: messenger RNA, 531 nt
Organism: Funneliformis geosporum
Lineage: Eukaryota; Fungi; Glomeromycota; Glomeromycetes; Glomerales; Glomeraceae
Source: the annotation of a GenBank genome assembly
AUGAAGGGUUCUAUUCAAAAAUCAAUUAUUUUAUCACCACGAUUUGGAAAAUUACAAAUGAAAUCGAAGAUUAUCAAGCCAAGGCAUAUUCCUAAAAUUAUUAACUGGAUCCAAGGUCAUGAUGAUAAAAUAAGUGAGAAUGAUGAAAAGGAUUAUCUAUUCACGGUAAAAUACGCGUUCAAUCUUUUGCCAGAAAGUGAUAGUAUUAGUGAUAUUCUUGAUCAUAAAUCAACUUUAAUGCUUGUCAAAGAUCGUAAUUCAUCAAAAAUAUAUGGAGGGUAUAAAUCAUAUGAGUCUAAUAAUAGUGAUUUAGCACUUUUUAAUGAUAAAUGCAAUUGCUUUAUCUUUUGUUUCGAAAACAAUGAGGACACUAGAGAUGUGAAAAUGACUAGAAUAAAUUAUAAUUAUUUAGAUCGUAGAUUAAAUUUUAGCUUUAAAGAUUAUUACGGGUCAGUGAUAAAAAUCAUUGGUUUAGAUCCGUUAGAAGUUGAAGCUUUUGAAGUAAAAAAAAUAGUCAAAGGAUUAGAAUAG